Molecule: messenger RNA, 609 nt
Organism: Drosophila hydei
Lineage: Eukaryota; Metazoa; Arthropoda; Insecta; Diptera; Drosophilidae
Gene: blp
Product: mitochondrial import inner membrane translocase subunit Tim16
Exons: 2
Coding region: 127-546 (139 amino acids)
Biological process (GO): protein import into mitochondrial matrix
Cellular component (GO): TIM23 mitochondrial import inner membrane translocase complex
Source: RefSeq, a predicted model, not a curated record
AGUCUGAUUGUAGGUUAGGUACGUUGUAUAAUGUCAAGCACGUAAAGUUGUUUAGGCUCGUUAUUUUAAGUGUACACCUAAAUUCACAUACAAGUUUUGUCGAGAAACCAGUAAACCAAAGCAGUCAUGGCAAAGUAUAUUGCUCAAAUUAUUGUGCUAGGUGGCCAGGCAAUAGGACGCGCCUUUGCCAAGGCCCUGAAGCAAGAAAUCGCCGCAUCGCAAGAAGCUGCUAAACGUGCCGGUGGCGGACGACAAGGAGAUCAGAGUGCGGAAUCAAAUUUGCGUACAGGUAUGACGCUGGAGGAGGCCAAGCAAAUAUUAAACAUUGAGGACACCAAAAACGUGGAAAGCAUUACUAAAAACUAUGAGCAUCUGUUUAACGUCAAUGAUCGAGCCAGGGGAGGAUCAUUUUAUCUGCAAUCCAAAGUUUUUCGUGCGAAGGAGCGUUUAGAUCAUGAACUUAAGGCGCAGGAACAGCAUCAAAAGCCAAAAUCCGAUCAACAAUCAGAGGAAGCGCCUCAAAGCAGAGCAAGGCAGAGGCGCUAAAAAUUUAUUGUGUCUUCCAUCCUCAAAACGAAUUAGUUUUUAAUUAGAUUUUAAGUAGAUCCA